Messenger RNA from Oncorhynchus keta (chum salmon), 1392 nucleotides. RefSeq names its product transcription factor 21 (gene tcf21). Gene Ontology annotation, biological process: regulation of transcription by RNA polymerase II; developmental process. Lineage: Eukaryota; Metazoa; Chordata; Actinopteri; Salmoniformes; Salmonidae. Gene Ontology annotation, molecular function: RNA polymerase II transcription regulatory region sequence-specific DNA binding; protein dimerization activity; DNA-binding transcription factor activity, RNA polymerase II-specific. Bases 472 to 1005 code for a protein of 177 amino acids. The record is from RefSeq and is a predicted model, not a curated record. The transcript has 2 exons.
GUUCAAAUCUGCAGCACAGGUCUUUGUCCUGUGUUUUUUCCCGGAUAGAAAAAAUACAUAUUUGUUUCUUGCCGUCGGCUGUUUCUAAUAACUGUCCAAAAAUAACAUACGUGUUCAGCCAAUACACUAGGACUAUAGCAUCCACUUGUAAACGUGUGUGUUUUGAACUGUGUAGAAUUGUUCAUCCAUCAUUCAUGGAGCCGGUCCUCCCUUCCGCCGUGACUCGCCUAGCCUCGCGGUUACGCCCCCCGGUCACAGAGAUAAAUGGUCAGUUUCGUAAGGGCGCAUGCUUACAGUUAACUCCACAUCCUCCGGUCCGUUAAUUACGGUUCAUGAACAGCCUGGGUCUCGAGGAGUAGGAAGACACACCGGGGAGCUCGCUCACCUCAGUCUCUAAUCCGUCCUCGGCGGUCCGUCCCGUGUCACACAUGUUCUGCUGAGGACGCGCUCCCCAACCGAAAAAAAACGACCAUGUCCACCGGGUCGCUUAGCGACGUUGACGACGAGCUCCUGGACGGGAUCCUGAAGUUCGGCUCUUCCGGUAAAGACUCCGGUACGUCGAACGAGAGCACCGGGGAGAGUUCGAACUGCGAAGGCGGCUCGGCCAACGACAAAACAGCCCGGGGAAAGAAACGGAAAACAGGGUCCGGUAGGAAAACCGCGCUGAACGGCGUGGCGCACGAUGGGGGCGGCAAGCAGCCGCAGAGGAACGCGGCCAACGCACGGGAGAGGGCAAGGAUGCGCGUGCUAUCCAAAGCGUUUUCCCGUUUGAAGACGACUUUACCGUGGGUCCCGCCGGACACCAAGCUCUCCAAACUGGACACACUUCGCCUCGCCUCGAGCUACAUAGCUCAUCUACGGCAGAUCCUCGCCAACGACAAAUACGAGAACGGAUUUAUCCACCCGGUUAACCUGACGUGGCCCUUCAUGGUCGCCGGGAAACCGGAGAAUGAUUUGAAAGAGAUGCUCAACACCACCCGGUUGUGUGGAACAACCGCCUCGUGAUGUAACGGAUGGACAUGACAUGAACAUUAACCGUCAAAAAAAGGGAUGGACAUGAUACAUUUUUUGGGGGAAUUUUUUCAGAUGGACAGAAAUGCACGUCAUCUCUCCUAAACCAAAUAAUGAGUGGGAAUACCGGGAGAGCGAGCGCUCUCUCACGCGUUCCGAUACAGAGAAGCUGAUUUUAUAUUUAAAGUGUUGACAUGUUGCCUUUGCUGGUUCGAGGACAUAUUGUGUUUUGUAUACGUUUUUAUAAUCUUAAAAAUGCUUAUAAAAAAAAAAACUUUGUCACACGAGUAUUUGUUUUACAGGUGAUGUUGUCAGUGCACAUGAAACAUCUCUCAAUAUCCGAAUAGCCAGAUUUUAUAUGAAUAAAAUGUAUUCAGCGCA